GACUCUCCUCAACCGCUCACCACCCGCACCAGCCGAGAUACCUCAGUCGCCUUCCGCCGCCACCGAGAAUCUCCACACGCCGCCAAAAUGGUCAAGACCUCCGUCCUUAACGAUGCGCUCAACGCCAUCAACAACGCCGAGAAGGCUGGCAAGCGCCAGGUCCUGAUCCGUCCUUCCUCCAAGGUCAUUGUCAAGUUCCUCCGCGUCAUGCAGAAGCACGGCUACAUUGGCGAGUUCGAGGAGGUCGACGACCACCGCAACGGCAAGAUUGUCAUCCAGCUCAUCGGCCGUAUCAACAAGACCGGUGUCAUCUCCCCUCGCUACAACGUCCAGCUCCGCGACAUGGAGAAGUGGGUCGUCAAGCUACUCCCCUCUCGUCAAUUCGGUUUCAUCGUUCUGACCACCUCUGCUGGUAUCAUGGACCACGAGGAGGCCCGCAGGAAGCACGUUGCCGGCAAGAUUCUGGGUUUCUUCUACUAG
Molecule: messenger RNA, 480 nt
Organism: Bipolaris maydis ATCC 48331
Lineage: Eukaryota; Fungi; Ascomycota; Dothideomycetes; Pleosporales; Pleosporaceae
Product: 40S ribosomal protein uS8
Biological process (GO): translation
Cellular component (GO): cytosolic small ribosomal subunit; ribosome
Molecular function (GO): structural constituent of ribosome
Source: RefSeq, a predicted model, not a curated record